Molecule: messenger RNA, 207 nt
Organism: Lathyrus sativus (Indian pea)
Lineage: Eukaryota; Viridiplantae; Streptophyta; Magnoliopsida; Fabales; Fabaceae
Source: the annotation of a GenBank genome assembly
AUGACGAGUGCGGAGAAAUGGAAGAACAUUCCUCUAUCCAAGGAAAAGGAAGACGACGUUGUAGUGGCUGGAGAGGAAGUUAUUGGCGAGGAAAUUUUCCAAAUAACUCUCGCGGGGAAGCUAUGGACGAAUAUCAACUUCAAAACUAGAACGUUUCUGAGCACCAUGUUCAGUGCUUGGAAACUCAAAAACGCAGUGGAGACCUAG